This is a messenger RNA of Hypoxylon fragiforme, 1945 nucleotides long. Its product is annotated as glycoside hydrolase family 5 protein. The record is from RefSeq and is a predicted model, not a curated record. Gene Ontology annotation, molecular function: hydrolase activity, hydrolyzing O-glycosyl compounds. Lineage: Eukaryota; Fungi; Ascomycota; Sordariomycetes; Xylariales; Hypoxylaceae. The coding region runs from base 455 to 1690 and encodes 411 amino acids. The transcript is spliced from 4 exons.
UCCCAAUUGUGGAACGUGCCUACCGAGGUAGCUAGUUAACUACCCCUUAACAAAUUUAAGGGUUCUUUGCACUACUUGCACGUACCUGCCUUGGCUUUAAGUUUAAUUCCUUCAAUAUAGUAAUAUACCCUACCCUAGGUACCUAAGGUAUUCUCUUAUUAUAUCAUCAUGACAGAUUCACAUAAGUACCUACCUACUCACCUACUUGUAGCCUACAUAUCAUCCAUGGAUCUAUCGAAGUUUGGCUAGGUGCAGUAUUUGCACCGAUUCGGCAUCUUGACACCGCUCGGAAGACCUCCCUCCGCAAAGGAUCAAAAACGCCAUGUAGAAUGACUAAGCCAAAAUGAUAUAUCAAUCUAAGGACCUACUACCCUUUCACGCUCUGCUUUUUCACAAUGACUCUUAGCCGGCAAAUUUUCUCUCGUAUGCUACCUAUACGAGUAUUUGAUCAGUCAUGACGAAGUUGUCGCUUUUUCUUCUAUAUGUGGGAGGUGUGCUAGCUAUUCCUUUCCACCGAGGCGCUGCAAGGCUGUCACCGGUCACUCGUAACGGAACAAGCUUGCUAGUUGACGGGAAGGCAUGGAAAGCGGUAGGGCCAAAUGUCUACUGGCUAGGCCUCGAUGAGAAUGUUACGCCUCCUGAGGGGGAACCUUUCUAUGCCCCUACCAGAGCCAGCUACCCUACCAAGGAACGUAUCACUGAAGUAAUGGCAACAGUGAAAGCAUUAGGAGGCACCAUGAUCCGCGGCCACACCUUGGGUAUCAGUACUGGCAAUCCCCUGAGUGCCGUACCAGAACCAGGAGUAGUCAACGAGAGAGCCUUUGAUUCGAUAGACUGGGCAAUUCACCAAGCGGGCGUGUACGGGAUAAGGUUGUUGAUACCGUUGGUGGACAACUAUGAUUACUACCAUGGAGGAAAGUACAACUUCCUUCGCUGGGCAGGCUUUGAUCUCAAUCAACAAAGGGAUUCGAAUAAUCCAUUAAUCCAGCAGUUCUACACCAACGCAACUAUCGUCGCUACCUUCAAGGAUUAUAUAAAGACGAUAGUGACGCAUAUAAAUCAGUACAACAACCUGACUUACGCCGAAGAUCCCACCAUUUUUGCAUACGAGACAGGAAAUGAGCUUCUGGGUCCGAUAUGGGGUGACAUGAAUUCGCCUGCAGAUUGGGUCCAGGACAUUGCGAAAUACAUCAAGAGCCUAGCUCCUCAGAAGCUAGUAGUUGACGGAACUUACGGUGUCAACAAGACUCACCUAAACAUCGAAGAGGUAGACAUUUUCUCCGAUCACAUGUAUCCAGUCAACACAACCAAGCUCCAAGAUGACAUCAAACUUGUCGAAGCCGUCAACAAGCCCUUGUAUGUAGGCGAAUACGACUGGGUGGGCGGGACAACUGCCAACCUAGCAUCGAUGUUCCAGGUCAUCGAGGAGAGCCCCGUCGUCAUGGGUGACUCUUUUUGGAGCCAGUUCGGGCACAACGCCCCUGAUUGCACUACUUAUGUAGACCAUAGCGAUGGCCUCACUCUACAAUACGGCAACCCGAAUAAUACUGCGAACCAGAACAGCCGCAUCCAGCUCAUCAGGAAGCACUUCAUCGCCAUGAGCCAGGGCCGCGAUAUCGCGGCGGACGAGCCCCUGCCUAAUGUGCCAUGUCCGGCUCCCACAUCGCCUGUGUUCCGUAAAGGACCAUGAUGUCCAGCUGUUCGUGUCUAUCAUGGUAGGGCUGACGAGAAGAAGAGCUUGGUAAUGGAUUUGUGAUUGGGCUACCUAGGAAGGGACGGCCUGUUGGAUACGGGACAGAAUUGAGACUGAACUUGGCGAAAUCUAGGGAUGAUGAAUAAACCCCAACCAACUUUCACAACCCAUAGAGAUGGAUGUCUAAGUCCUAUGGUUUGUAUACAAUAUCUCGUCGAUGGGAAGUUUACGUUCAGACAUGCAAGGGCUGGA